AUGUCUUCGCUCGAUAUCAAAAACCUAUUUGGGGUUCAGGGCUAUGUCGCCGUUGUAACGGGCGGUAGCAGCGGCCUAGGUCUUAUGAUAUGCAAGGGCCUCGUUGUCAAUGGAGCAAAGGUGUAUCUAGUCGCGCUUCCGACGGACCCUAUAGAUGAGCGAGUCGCUGAGCUUUGUCAAUUGGGCCGAGACUCUGGUGGCGGCAGUGCUAACUACAGCAUUGCAUGCAAUGUUUCGUCCAAGCAGUCCAUCUCCGAGCUUGUCGCCAAGAUAAGCCAGCAAGAAAAACACAUCGACCUUGUGGUCUCGAAUGCGGGCAUCCGCCGCGAUCCUCCCGUGGCAUGCAAUGUGCAAGAAGCGUCUCUGGCCGAGUUGCAAGCUUCCAUGUGGUCUUCACCAGAGUCGGACUGGGCCGAUACAUUUAGUGUGAACUCUUCCGCCCACUACUUUUUGUCAGUCGCAUUUUUGCAUCUGCUCCAGGCUUCGUCUCGCGGUUCCAUAGUCAUUACUAGUUCUUGUGCCAGUAUGCACAACGUGACGAAUGUAGACCUGACUAGUUAUGCUGCAAGCAAAGCUGCAACCGAUCACAUAGUAAGGUUACUUGCAGCAAAGUUCAGUCGAUUCUACGUUCGGGUCAAUGGUAUCAAUCCUGGCUUUGUGCCGAGUGCAAUGAACCCAGUCGGCCAAGAAGGAAAUAUCUUUAGCAAUUUAUUUGACAAAGUGCCGGCAAAAAGGGCUGGGGGAGAAGAGGACAUUGCGAGUGUUGUUAUCUAUUUAGCAAGUCGAGCCGGGGCAUAUGUUGAUGGUGUCUCUAUCUGCGUAGAUGGAGGCCGCAUUCUGCUGGCUAAUGGGCAAUAA
Pestalotiopsis fici W106-1 is the source of this 858-nucleotide messenger RNA. RefSeq lists its product as uncharacterized. The coding region runs from base 1 to 858 and encodes 285 amino acids. The record is from RefSeq and is a predicted model, not a curated record. Gene Ontology annotation, molecular function: oxidoreductase activity. NCBI's taxonomy places the organism in Eukaryota, Fungi, Ascomycota, Sordariomycetes, Amphisphaeriales, Sporocadaceae. The transcript has 5 exons.